Molecule: messenger RNA, 1809 nt
Organism: Pochonia chlamydosporia 170
Lineage: Eukaryota; Fungi; Ascomycota; Sordariomycetes; Hypocreales; Clavicipitaceae
Product: alcohol oxidase
Exons: 2
Coding region: 1-1809 (602 amino acids)
Molecular function (GO): FAD binding
Source: RefSeq, a predicted model, not a curated record
AUGAGGAUUUACUCUUUGGUGUCACUCCUUCCGCUCUUGGCUGGGGUCUCUGGUCAAGAGGACAUCGAAACAAGCUCAUAUGCUGAGAGUUUUCUUCCAAAAUGCAGAUGCGUUCCCGGUGACAAGUGCUGGCCAAGCAAGCUAGAAUGGGAGGCUUUCAACUUCCUUCUUGGAGACAAGCUCAUCAAGUCUGAGCCCAUCGCGGAAUCAUGCUACGACGGCCCGCACAAGGACCUCACGCAAUGCGCCUACGUCAACAAGAUGUGGCCAGACCAAGACUUCCAGACAGAGAAGCCAAUUGGACGACCGUAUCCUUAUAACAUUACUUGUGCGCCCAUUGACUACGCCGCCGGAGAGAAGCCCACGACCUGCACCUUGGGCCAGCUUCCCACGUACGCCGUCAAUGCCACGUCUCGUUAUCACAUUUUGUCUGCGCUUCUCUUUGCCAGAUUGCGCAAUAUCCGGGUCACUGUUGCCAGCACCGGACAUGACCUCCUCGGCCGUGCUGAUGGCUAUGGUAGUCUUGAGAUUUGGCUUCGCAACUUCCGCAACAGCAUCGAUUUUCAGAAGACGUACUCGUCCGCCAACAGAUGCUCUAAGUCCGGCUGGACAGGGAGUGCCAUACGCAUCGACGGCGCUUGGCAAUGGCGCGAUGUGUACAAGGUAGCCAAGAAGAAUAAUGUCAUUGUCGUUGGCGGUGGUUCCAUUUCGCCUGGUGCUACAGGUGGAUGGCCAUCGGGAGGUGGUCAUGGUCCGGCUUCUCGCAACUACGGCCUUGGAGCCGAUCAGAUUCUUGAGGCAGAGGUUAUGCUUGCUGACGGACGCAUUGUCAUUGCAAAUCACUGCUCCAAUGCUGAUCUCUUCAAAGCUCUUCGAGGAGGCGGCCCUGGAUACGGCAUUGUCCUUGGAACCACGGUUAAAGCACACCCCAACGUUGACGUUGUGACGGCUCACAGACUUGCCAUCGCACCUCUUCAUCAGACGCCUAACAACUCGGACCUGUUGGACGCUGUGGCCCUCCUAGUUCAGGCAUAUCCUCAGUUGAACGACAAAGGAUACUCUGGAUACGCGUUCUGGUUCCGCAAUUUCCCCGUGAUCUUUAUCGGUGGUCAAAAAUCCGGAUACACUCAUGGUAUCUGGACCAUUGGCAAGGGACGAAAGGAGGCGGAGGCUGCUUUUGCCCCAGUCCGACAAAGUCUGGAUAAGCUCAAGGACAAGCUGUUCAUCAACGAGACGUAUGCCACUUACAAUGAUUAUUGGUCCUUCUAUGAGGCAGAGUCCGGCCUUUACGAUCCUGCCGGCCAAACAUCUCUCCUUACCUCCCGCAUGAUCGACGCCCCUUCGGUUUCUGACUACAAAAAGGUCCGAGAAGCGGUCGAGGUUAUGAGCGGUCAGCCAGAGGAAAUCGCAUCAAAUGUGAUCCUGCUCGUCUCUGGCGGCCAGGUCUUCAAGGACGCCGCAGACAAAACAUCUGGGCUCAACCCAGCAUGGCGCAAGUCCCCCUUCGUCAUGGUCACUGGACGAGGGAUUCCAAAGGUAGCCAGCAACGAGAUUCGAAAGGCUGUCGUCGACGACAUCACCUUUGUCAAGGGCGCUGCGAGCAAGAAACUUGCCCCAAAUACGGGAGGAUACAUGAACGAAGGCAACCGCCAUGAUCCAGAUUACAUCAAGGCAUUCUAUGGUGACGCCUAUCCAGGUCACUUGGCCGCCAAGAGAAAGUAUGAUCCUUUUGGUGUGUUUUACUGCCCGACCUGUGUCGGCGCUGAGGCGUUUGUCGAUCGCCCAGACGGAGCAUUGUGUAGAGCAUGA